GACGUGCUCGUGCUGUCGACGCAGGACUGGUGGCACUCGACGCGACUGCCGCCCCUCGGCAGCUUCCUCUCUGCCUCACAGGGGAGGGAGGGCGGAUCGGUGAAUGAGCGGACACGGCGAGUGGACCGUCAGGCGGCGGUCUCUCCGUCUCCUACGCCAGGGAGUUCACCCUCUCGCCCUCGGGCAGACCAGGCGCUGCCGGCGGCGCGGAGGCGGGCGGCGGGCCGACGAGCUUCACAAACGUGGACGGCCUCUUCGCGAGAGAGGCGAUCGAGGCGGGCACCAUCAUCAUGUCGGAGGAGGAGGGGUGCGGCAUGGAGCUGCCGACCUCCGCCACGCCGAACUGCGAGGUGGUCGAGGUGGAGGACGAGGAGCAGGGCGGCUCCUCGCUCUGCCUCGUCGCCUGCCGUCGCAUCCGCUCGGGUGAGUUUCUCUGCAUCGCAGAGGACGACGACUAGAGAGGCUGCUGGCUCACUGGCUGGCGUGUGCUUGGGGUCACCGAACGUGCUUGAAGAGAGAUCGAACGUCGUCGUAGAUUUUGCCCGAUCGGCGAUCGUUUUCUUUCGCACACAAAUUCUCAUGUGCCAGUCAGUCCGCGCCAGUCCGCGCCCUUGUCGUGCCAGUGUGCUGUGAGAGAGGCUUGACGUAAGAAUUCUUCUGUU
Messenger RNA from Emiliania huxleyi CCMP1516, 662 nucleotides. RefSeq lists its product as hypothetical. The transcript is spliced from 3 exons. Lineage: Eukaryota; Haptophyta; Isochrysidales; Noelaerhabdaceae. The coding region runs from base 104 to 427 and encodes 107 amino acids. The record is from RefSeq and is a predicted model, not a curated record.